Colletotrichum gloeosporioides is the source of this 2640-nucleotide messenger RNA. RefSeq lists its product as uncharacterized. The transcript has 2 exons. The coding region runs from base 1 to 2640 and encodes 879 amino acids. NCBI's taxonomy places the organism in Eukaryota, Fungi, Ascomycota, Sordariomycetes, Glomerellales, Glomerellaceae. The record is from RefSeq and is a predicted model, not a curated record.
AUGUCCCAAUCCAGGCGCCAGGCUCCUCUCGGUGAGCGACCAUACAAGAUCCGUAAACACAUCCAUCAAGGCCCGCCCUUUGCUGCGGUGCCAAUACCCGCCUCGCUGCCGCCUUAUUGGCCGCCUACGGACGAGCCCUUCGUCAAUACGCAGCUGUACGGCGGACCAGCCAUCUAUGGAGACAAUGCCUGGUCCCAGAGCCAGGGACUCGGGCACCUCGACCAAAGCUUUGUCAAAAGUUUGCCUGCAGAUAGCCAACAAGGGCUUGACAUGUUCCAGCCUGCUUCUGCCCAGGCACCUCCUCCAGCGUUGAGCACCGUGAGCAGCGUCACCUACUCGUCCUCAUCGACCUCCCAGCCAUCAUCGGCAGGCUCCGGGCUGUCUCCAUCGCAGACUGAGCUUCCAUUUGAGUGGCCGGCUCCAACGUCAGCUUCGCAUUCCCGCGUUCCAUCGCCUGCUGAACGGGCGGUAGAGCGUGCCCAAAGCCGAUUCGUCUGCCUUGGCCCGCAUUGCGAUGAGGCUUUCGACCGGGAGCAGGAGCUAAAGAGCCACUUCAAAGCGGUCCACACACACAUUUGCAACUGGGGAGGCUGCGACCAGCCAGCCUUCUCCUCCAAGGAAGGACUGACCUGGCACGUCAAGCUAGAGCACCUUCUCGUCUGCCCCGCACCAGGAUGUACGGAAAGCUCCUUCCAGAGCAAGAGAAUCUUGGAGUGCCACAUCAGAUGUGCACAUCCUGACGCCAAUGAAGGCAACGGGAAGGCCGUCGAGUCGGUCCCGAAGCCGAUGGUACCUGUCAUGACUCUCGAAAAGUCCGCCAAACAACCAUCCACCAACACAGCUGCAAAUCCAAAGGAUGCCAUGGAGGACAAGGCGACUAGGCAAAGCCUGUCUGUCACGUUGGCGAAGAAGAGAUGUCGAGAACAGCUGCGAGCGGCUGUGGAAAAGAAGCAUAAAAGGCAAAACGGCCAAGCACCUCGCGCAGCCGAUAGUCCCAGUGACUCGUCACGGGCGGUAAUCACCCGCCUGAUCGAGAGCGCCAGCUUUCCGAUGGUUUGGGAGCAUGGCGUUCUACCCUUUCUGGUCGAGUUCCUCCCAAAGUGGUGCGGCCCGAACCACGUCGUCAGCGUCACCCGCGGCAAGACUCCCGGCUCCCGUCGCGUCUGUAUAAUGACUAAGAAGCAACCAUCACGAGCACGACGGAUUAUCAUCGCAACCCACGUGAAAGAUCUUCUGCCUGAGAUAUACCGGCCAACAAUAUCUUUCGAAUUCUCCAUCGGCGACGUGGAACGCCUAGUCUGGGCCAGAGGGUUGAGCAAGGACAUGCCAGACGACAUCUGCAUGGCCCGGAACCCGCAUUACUUCAAGGACCCAUGUAUGGGCGACAGCAUCGGCAUCGCAGGGACCGACGACUUCGAGGAGAGUACCUCAACUCUGGGACCAUGUCUAGUCAUCGGCGGUGGAAACUACUGGCUGGCCAACUUCCAUCCCUUCGUCGACGCGUACCAACACCUAAGCGAAGUCAGCGUGCAACAUCCUUCACCAAGCGACCGAUCCCGCUGCGUCGAGGAACGCCACGAUACCAUGGACGAAUCCAAAGAUUUCACCAUUGGCAAACUCACCGCAACAUCAGGCAUCGACCUCAAGACAACCCGCAUCUCCCAUGACCCUUUUUGGGAAGACUGCGGAAAAGAACAGCCUUUGAUCGUGACGGACUGGAUCCUGAUCGCUGCAAAGACCAAGCAAGCCAAUAUUCUUCGCCGGUUCCCCUCAGAGACAAUGCCCCUCCUGAAAGAAAUACCCAUCAAGAACACUUCGGCCAUUGUGCCAGGCGGGUCAGUUGUAUCCACGGGCCGAACAUCCGGGCAACAGCGUGGACAAGUCUGCGAGGUACCCGCUUACGUCAGGGGAGAGGACAACGGUACAGGCAAGGCUACACGCGAAUGGUUCAUCGAAGACCCGGACGAUGACGAGGAAGCAUGGAUUCGAGGUGGCAUCGGCGUUGAAGGCGACAGCGGUGCCGCGGUAGUCGAUGCAGACACCAAUGCCCUCGUGGGCCAACUCUGGGGACGGAACAAGUACUUCGGGGCCGGCCCCCGCGUGACCUACUUCACCCCUGUCGGCGACCUCUUCGACGACAUCCAAGAACGGUGCGACCAGCAAGGGCGGCCCCAACUGCCGCAGUACCGGGACGAGUCGGACUGCUACCCCGUCUACCCGAGCUGCCGACAGUGCUACGAUCUGCGCACCUACCUCGACAGCCGGCGCAGCUCGCGAGAAUCCCUCCGCUCCAUGAUCGGCCGCCUCGAGAGCGACCAUGGCGAGCUCCCCUCGCUCGGCGGCACCUCGGAGCUCGCGACGCCACAGGACCACGUCCUCUGGUCUCGGCACACCGGCGUCGAGGAAGUCGGGUCAUCCUUCUCCAGCAGCAUAUCCCCCGCCGCAGUCCACAACUUCGGCUUCACCCCGCAGCCAGGGACGCCCAGCAUCGUAGACGUCAAGAGCCCGUACGCCCUAACGCUCAGCGCAGAGGAUCUAUACGACGACGAGGCCUUCACGUCAACGGCCACAGGCAAACGGUCAGCUGCAAUGAUGCAGCGCGGCUCGGUCCCGGGUGCCAAGAGGCAAAGAUUACAUUAG